This is a messenger RNA of Auxenochlorella protothecoides, 1017 nucleotides long. Its product is annotated as Polyribonucleotide 5'-hydroxyl-kinase Clp1. The record is from RefSeq and is a predicted model, not a curated record. NCBI's taxonomy places the organism in Eukaryota, Viridiplantae, Chlorophyta, Trebouxiophyceae, Chlorellales, Chlorellaceae. The coding region runs from base 1 to 1017 and encodes 338 amino acids. Gene Ontology annotation, molecular function: polynucleotide 5'-hydroxyl-kinase activity. Gene Ontology annotation, biological process: tRNA splicing, via endonucleolytic cleavage and ligation. Gene Ontology annotation, cellular component: nucleus. The transcript has 6 exons.
AUGCAGAGCUAUGUGAACGUCCACGAUGUUCUAGAGGCUCGCCGGCAGCAGGCUCUGACCGAGCAGCGGCGCGGACCCACGACCGUGAUCGUUGGGCCCACCGACGCCGGGAAGAGCACGCUGUGCAAGAUCCUGAUCAACUAUGCCAUCCGGUGCCGCUGGACUCCAGCGCUGGUCGACCUGGACAUAGGUCAAGGCAGCAUCACAGUCCCAGGCUGCAUCGCUGCAACCUCCGUGGAGGCGCCCAUCGACGUAGAGGAGGGCUUCCCCGUGGAUGCCCCGCUGGUCUACUAUGCAGGAACGGUGGCCGGCGGAGAAAACAUGGCCCUGUAUCAGCAUCUCGUGGAACGGGUGGCUGAUGCCCUGGAGCGAAGAGCUGGGACGGAUGCCAAGGUCGCUGCCUCCGGCAUGAUGGUCAACACCAUGGGCUGGAUAGAGGGCGAUGGCUACAGCCUGUUGCGACACACCAUUGCAUCCCUGGCGGCCGAUGUUGUGCUUGUGGUGGGCAGCGAUCGCCUGCACUCCCAGCUCUCUUCUGACCUGGCCACCAGCUCGCCAGCCAUUUCGGUAGUGAAGCUUGCCAAGUCGGGCGGGGUGGUGACGCGGACGCGCGAGCUCCGCCAGGAAGCGCGCAAGGUCCGGGUGGAGGAGUACUUUUACGGGCCCACCCGCUCUCUGGCCCCCGCGUCCCAGACGCUGAAGCUGGAGGGGGUGGAGGUGUACCGGGUGGGCGGCGGCCCCAAGGCCCCACCCUCCGCCCUGCCCAUCGGCGCGACCUCCGUGGCCGACCCCCUGAAGCUGGCGCGGGUGACCAACCCCCAGGAGCUGCUGUACACGGUGCUGGGGGUGAGCCAUGCACCCACCCCGGACCUCCUCCUCUCCGCCUCCGUGGCGGGGUUUGUGUAUGUCCAGGAUGUGGACCUGGCCAAGGGCAGCAUGAGCGUCCUGGCACCGCGGCCGGGGCCCCUGCCCGGCUCGCUGCUGCUGGCCGGGAACUUCAAGGUGUACCUGGACUGA